AUUUGUCAGGGGGUGCAUGUUGAUGAUUGUGCGGAGGGGUAUGUGGCCCUGGCGGAGUGGGAGGUGGUGAACAAGGUGGAGGGGGGGGGGGAGGUAUUCAACGUCUCUUCGAGAGGGACGGAGGAGACGGUUGAUGGCAUUGUGAAGGCUUUGUGCGAGGAGUAUGGGGUGGAUUUUGAAAGAGUGAGGUACGUGAAGCCGGAGGACUUGCAAGAGGGGGAGAACCCCUGGCCGUUGGAGCUAGUGGUGGAUUUCCCGCAGUGGACGGGUGAUGAGAAGCUGAGGAGGGUAACGGGGUGGAGGGAUCGGAGACCGUUGUUCAGGGAGGCGGUUGGGGUGUAUAGGAGGGCGUACGAGGCUGCAAAGGAGGGAGGG
This is a messenger RNA of Neurospora tetraspora, 375 nucleotides long. RefSeq lists its product as uncharacterized. Lineage: Eukaryota; Fungi; Ascomycota; Sordariomycetes; Sordariales; Sordariaceae. The annotation marks the transcript as partial. The record is from RefSeq and is a predicted model, not a curated record. The transcript has 2 exons.